UAUGUUAAGUGGACACUUCAUACUAUCUUCUUUUCCCCUUUUUUCCCACCUCCACUGUCCUUUUUUAGACACCCCCAUACCCUCUUCACACUCAAAUCCCCUGAAAAUUUAAAACAAAAAUCCAAAUUCCUCAAAACCCCAUUUCUCUUUGCAACUUCCCCAAGUUUUUCCAACUUUUUUGUUGUUAAUUAUGGACACCAAAAACGAGUUUUCACUCAGGCUGCAACUCGGCGGUCGAAGCCGUGGCGGUGGCGGUGGCUGUGGCGUUUGCUGCGGCGGCCGUGAUGUUAAUGUUGUGAGAGUGAAAGAAGAAGAAGAAGGAUGUGAAGAUGAAGAAGUUAUGGAGGUGCCAAAACCAAUGAUGAGUUUACAUGAAAUUGGACCACCCCCUUUUCUGAAUAAGACUUUUGAGAUGGUUGAUGACCCGGAAAUUGACCCGAUUAUUUCAUGGGGUGAAACUUUUACAACUUUUAUUAUUUGGGAUGAAACUAAAUUUACAACUCAUUUGCUUCCCAAGAAUUUUAAACACUCUAAUUUCUCCAGCUUUGUUCGUCAACUUAACACCUAUGGAUUCAGAAAAGUGACAACAUCAGAACAAUCAACACUCCAUCCUGAUAGAUGUGAGUAUGAACAUCCAGGAUUUCAAAAGGGCAAGAAGUAUUUGCUAAAAACCAUCAAACGACGAGUCCAUGAUCACAGUACAAUUAGCAACGAUGCUAGAUUAUUGCUGCACAAAAAAGAGGCUGAAAUACAGAAUCUUAAGAAAGAACAGGAGAUCCUGAAAGCUGAGAUAUCUGAUCUGAAACAACAGCAACACAACUCGGAUACGUGUUUGUCUGCGAUGGUAGACCGUGUGAAGUCUGUAGAAUGGAAGCAAAGGGAGUUUCUUAUGCUACUUGCCAAUGCAAUGAAAAGGACUAACUCAUUUCAGCAGAUGCUACAAACUUACAGGCAGAAGAAAGUUCUGGUUGGUGGUGGUUGUGGUGGUGGUAGUGGUGGUGGUGGUGAAGUAUUUAAGAAACGUCGUUUGGCCUCGAGUGGAAGUUUUGUGGACUCUUUUCUAGCAAAGGGUAUCACCCAAAAUGCUGAUAAUUCUGAUCAAUGCUAUAAGCCAGAUAUGUCUGCUACUGUUAGGGGUGAGCAUGGGCCUGACAACCGAACCGGUAGCGUUAUCGGAUCAGAUAUGUCUGCUGCUACUGCUGCUGCUGCUCAUCAGUCUGAAGCAAACUUGUUUUUUGACCAGAAAUCAAACUUGACAUCAGAGACUAACAGCAGUCCAGACUUUUCUUCUGGCAGCUGCGCGAUAUUGGAGAAGCUAAUGGCUGAUGUGAUAUCUGAGGAUAAUAGCAAAGAGGAAGAAUUAUUACAAGAUAUUGAACAGACUUUGUAUGUUCAUGAGCUCGAAGAUCUGCUCGCGAAGCCACCCACCUUGAUUGUCCAAUAGGACACUUUGGAGGAAAACAGAUCGAUUUCGGAUGAUUGGAGCCUUUGGAGGAAAGUUGAAGAUUCAGUAGGUUAUGAAGGAAUCUUCUCUAGUUAUUUUUUUUCUCACUAAUUUCAGGCUGAUCUUACUAACAAUAUAGGGAUUUGUUUGUUUAAGUUAGCCAUAGUAUAUUAGGGAGGAAAUGGUGAUGAUAGUGGUCUCAUCCCUUUGUAUAUGCAUGACUGUUUGCUGGGUUGUACAUGAACUCACAUGUUUGACAAUUUAUCUAGUUUCUACUUUCUUGUCUGA
Messenger RNA from Spinacia oleracea (spinach), 1732 nucleotides. Its product is annotated as heat shock factor protein HSF30. Gene Ontology annotation, biological process: regulation of transcription by RNA polymerase II; cellular response to heat. Gene Ontology annotation, cellular component: nucleus. The transcript has 4 exons. Gene Ontology annotation, molecular function: DNA-binding transcription factor activity; RNA polymerase II cis-regulatory region sequence-specific DNA binding. The record is from RefSeq and is a predicted model, not a curated record. The coding region runs from base 191 to 1444 and encodes 417 amino acids. Lineage: Eukaryota; Viridiplantae; Streptophyta; Magnoliopsida; Caryophyllales; Amaranthaceae.